Molecule: messenger RNA, 2445 nt
Organism: Manduca sexta (tobacco hornworm)
Lineage: Eukaryota; Metazoa; Arthropoda; Insecta; Lepidoptera; Sphingidae
Product: probable G-protein coupled receptor CG31760
Exons: 11
Coding region: 1-2445 (814 amino acids)
Biological process (GO): G protein-coupled receptor signaling pathway
Cellular component (GO): membrane
Molecular function (GO): G protein-coupled receptor activity
Source: RefSeq, a predicted model, not a curated record
AUGCGUACUCUCAUAUUGUUAUACGUGGCGACGUUGGUGCAAGUGUGCAAGUGUGAACUGAGGAGACAUGGGCGCGCCGCGAUCAGGCACGGCCGGUCGCGCGCCCAUCUGUGGUUGCAAGGUCGCGCCCGCGACCUGGUCGCACUCAUCGAAGCGGAGAGGGGGGAGAUUGAAACAAUUGAAAGAGCUGCAGAAGACCCAGUGUCGUUAGCGCUAAGACCAUACGGGAUGCCGGAAGAAGAAGAAUAUCCCCAGAAAGAUAAUUUUGAUACUUACCAAAAUGUUCACCAAAACAUAAGCCAAAAACAAGAGAGCACCACAGAAGUCUCUUUAGCAGACCAUUUUAUCAAUGUAGAACAUAGUUACGACAUCAACGAGACGCAACGAAUAGCAAUGGAUGAACGGUUAGAAGGCAGAGAGAACGAGACAGAAAGAACAGAAAAUAUAACAAUAACCAGGCCAGUACACGAAGACGUGGUAACAAAAUUUCUUAGAUUAAUAGAAACCCAACAUUUACUAGGAGAGAAUUGUACAGCAGGUACCCAUUUGAAUUUAGGAGAAGGAGUUGUUGACAGAUACGCUCAGGAGAGAUUUCGGGUAGAAGCCGACGUUGCAGUGAACAGGGCGAAUAUGCUGACACGACUUUGGAAGUACGCUGGUCCGAGCGUUAUGCACAACGAGUACCUUCUCCACGCUAGCGUGUUCUCCAUGGUGGAGUUCGAUGACGAUAUCUUCGCUGCUGGAAACUGCUAUGACCAAUACCAAUACAAAGAUUACCAGCUGUUUUGCCCCUUCGCGUACCGGCUGCCAGAAGGGCCAAUAUUGGCCAAGGAUUUGGCUGUUGAAUACAAAUAUUUAAGCAACACUUCUGAAUGGUUUUAUAUUGCCAGGAAAAAUGCUGAGCGAGUUAUACGAAAUCACAGUCAGUUUAGAAGAGGAUUCAAUACCUAUACAUACAACGAUACUGCGCACACGGAGCGGGAACCCGACGUGAUCCUCUCGGUCACGUACGAAGAUGGCAAGUGGUCGAAGCCGUACUACGACUGCGGCGGCGGCAACAUCUGGAUGCUCACCUACACUGUUCCCUUCUUCGGAUAUAGUAACGGCAGUUACUUCUUCAAAGGUACCAGUGGGAUUGACAUAGACCUACGUCGGGUUGAUAUCGACCAGUGCCCCCUCAAGCCUGGUUCCACGCAGCUCAACAUCUUCGCGGGUACUGAUAAGUGCAAGACUGCUACUACUGAGUGCGAGCCAGUCCCUGGGCUUGGAUUCCGGCGUGGCUCCUAUCGAUGCGUUUGCAGACGAGGCUUCUACUUUCCCAACACCACCGCUGUCAACAGAUACUACAACGGGAGUGAAAUAGAAGAGGAGUAUGAAAAACAUCUUCUGCAUCAAACAAAUCUCUACUCGUACAUCGAUGCCUUCGAAUGCCUACCCUGCGCCGAGGGUUGUGAGGCCUGCAUGGACGGCUCUCCCUGCGUAGCUGCCCUUAACUGGGUAGUGAGGACUACCAUCUUCGCCCUCGCGUGUUUGGUCAUCUCCUGUCUGCCGUUCAUCGUGUAUUUCACCAUCAAAUACGGCCAUGUGAGAGUGGUGAGAGCGGCUAGCCCAGCUCUCCUCAGGGUCAUAGUGCUGGGAGCGCUGCUCAUCUACUGCACCACGCUGGUCAUGUACGGCAGGCCGACAGUCCUCACCUGCACUGCCAGGGUGUGGCUGAGGGAAGUCGGGUUUUGCCUCACGUACGGCGCUCUGAUGCUCAAGACUUGGAGGAUAUCAGUAAUAUUCCAAGUGAGGUCAGCGAAGGCAGUGAAGAUAUCAGACAUGUACCUUCUCCGGAGGAUCGGAGUGAUCGUGGGGGUGGCGUGCGUGCUGCUCGCCAUCAGGACGCUGGUGGCGCCGCCCGCCGUCAUCGUCGGGAGGACCAAAGACGACCUCAAAGCGUACCUCUGUAAUACUGAUUGGUGGGACCACUCCUUUACUACCUUGGAGGUAAUAUUCCUGGUGUGGGGCAUCCGUCUGUGCAUCAUGGUACGGAAGGCGCCGUCCGAGUUCAACGAGAGCCGCUUCAUCUCCAUGGCCAUCUACAACGAGUUCCUCCUCUCUGUCUUCCUCAAUAUAUCCAUGUUGUUCCUGCAGUCGCCAGCUAAUCCAGACCUCCUUUACAUAAUAUUCUUCUGUCACACACAGCUCACGGUCACGCUCCUUCUGUGUUUUAUAUUUGGAAGUAAGGCUUACAUGGUGUACAAGGGGCACGGUAAAGACGACCGGGAGAAGACAGGCAAGUUCCGAUCGAGACCGGCCGAGUCCACCUACACCAUGACCACAAACAGGACCGCCAGGUUCUGCGACAACAUGACUGAAAGGGAACUGGAGGUAAGGAAGGGAGUUCUUACACGGUUUACAGGAUUUGAAGAUUACAAGACUGAAGGUUGUAAGACUUGUUGA